AUGUCACAAACAAAUUCUAAUUCGACCACCACCAACACACCGGUCAAAAUUGGCAACAACAACUACAACAAUGAUAUGAUUGUGGCCACAACCACCACCACGGCUUUAUCAUCACCACAAAAACGACAACCAUAUCGACUUAAAAAUCCGGCAACUAGAUAUGAUUCUGAAGAAUAUGAUGAAUACAUGUCAAAAGGAAAUGAAGAUCGUGAAUUGAUUGUUGAUCGGCUAUCACAACAUUAUCAUAAUAUUCUUUUGGAUAUUGGUGAAGAUCCAACCAAACGACAAGGAUUGUAUAAAACACCUGAACGUGCAGCAAAAGCAUUUCGUUAUUAUACAUGUGGCUAUAAUUUAAAACUUGAGGAUAUACUAAAUGAUGCCAUAUUCAAUGAAGAUCAUGAUGAAAUGGUCAUCGUCAAAGAUAUUGAAAUGUUUUCCCUAUGUGAACAUCAUUUAACACCAAUUAUUGGACAUGUAUCGAUUGGAUAUUUGCCAAAUAAAAAAGUUCUUGGUCUUAGUAAAUUGGCUCGUGUAGUGGAAAUGUAUUCACGUCGUUUACAGGUACAGGAACGUUUAACUAAACAGAUUGCUACAGCAAUAACCGAAGCGAUUAAUCCUGCUGGUGUUGGUGUUGUUAUAGAAGCUGCACAUAUGUGUAUGAUAAUGCGUGGCGUACAAAAAAUCAACAGUAAAACAAUAACCAGUUGUAUGUUGGGUGAAUUUCGUGAUAAUCCAAAAACACGCGAAGAAUUCUUAACGUUAAUCCGUUGAUGAUGAUGAUGAUGAUGAUGAAUUGACAGUUGUCCAUGAAAACAAAAAACAAAAAUAUAUCCCAAAUGUUUGU
Molecule: messenger RNA, 844 nt
Organism: Dermatophagoides farinae (American house dust mite)
Lineage: Eukaryota; Metazoa; Arthropoda; Arachnida; Sarcoptiformes; Pyroglyphidae
Gene: Pu
Product: GTP cyclohydrolase punch
Biological process (GO): tetrahydrofolate biosynthetic process; tetrahydrobiopterin biosynthetic process
Cellular component (GO): cytoplasm
Molecular function (GO): GTP cyclohydrolase I activity; zinc ion binding; GTP binding
Source: RefSeq, a predicted model, not a curated record